This is a messenger RNA of Silurus meridionalis, 2408 nucleotides long. Its product is annotated as mucin-3A-like. The record is from RefSeq and is a predicted model, not a curated record. Bases 1 to 1683 code for a protein of 560 amino acids. The transcript has 26 exons. NCBI's taxonomy places the organism in Eukaryota, Metazoa, Chordata, Actinopteri, Siluriformes, Siluridae.
AUGGCUGAGGGACCAGGAGAGCAGUUUGAGGCAGAGGACAGACUUGAGUUUUGGUGGAUGUCCUCGUCCUCGCUUACAGGUGCUUCUGCCUACACAUCUCCAACACUUACUCCAACUACUACGCUGGUACAGACUUCUCCAGGAUCUCCAACCACAAUCGAUGGAUCAGCUGUGGUCAACGUCAGGAUGGUGUUCCACAACUCCACUUCUGUUCCUAGUGAGGAUGUCGUCCUGAGUGAUUUCAAAGCCAUGCUGAACUCCACACUCUCAAAAUUCCCCAACUCUCAUCAGCAUGCGGAGGAUCCUGCCCUGAGGAACGACACCUACACCCAAGUGAAGGUCCUCAUCAAUGACACUGUAAACACAGUUCUAAAUAAUUCUGGGACGCAGCGUCCAGUGGAACUCACUUCCUACAACUUGAAGAGUUUAGGGGAUCAAGUUACUGGUUACAUGGAAUACAGUUUACAAAGCUUCCUCAGUCAGCCUGAGAACGACACAUCUCCAACACUUACUCCAACUACUACGCUGGUACAGACUUCUCCAGGAUCUCCAACCACAAUCGAUGGAUCAGCUGUGGUCAACGUCAGGAUGGUGUUCCACAACUCCACUUCUGUUCCUAGUGAGGAUGUCGUCCUGAGUGAUUUCAAAGCCAUGCUGAACUCCACACUCUCAAAAUUCCCCAACUCUGUAACAGUGCAGAACGUCACCUACGAACCGAUUUCAAACACCUCCUUCGCAGUUCUCGUUACAUUCAGCAUCAGUAGCAUCAGCAUGCCGGAGGAUCCUGCCCUGAGGAACGACACCUACACCCAAGUGAAGGUCCUCAUCAAUGACACUGUAAACACAGUUCUAAAUAAUUCUGGGACGCAGCGUCCAGUGGAACUCACUUCCUACAACUUGAAGAGUUUAGGGGAUCAAGUUACUGGUUACAUGGAAUACAGUUUACAAAGCUUCCUCAGUCAGCCUGAGAACGACACAUCUCCAACACUUACUCCAACUACUACUCUGGUACAGACUUCUCCAGGAUCUCCAACCACAAUAAUUGGAUCAGCUGUAAUUCAAACCAAGCUGGUGUUCAACGUGUCCUCACCUGGUACCAUUGAGAAUGUGCUCCCCGGAAUGAUCAAAAGCAUGAUAAAAUAUCCACGCCAAAAUGUCAGUGAGGCUUUGAGCUUAAUGCAGAUUCUGUUGCUGUCUGCAUUCCCAAACCUCGCUGAGCCUCUAGGAGUUCUGGACUACAGUUACGAGAAGAUUUCAGACACCUUCCUUGUGGUUAACAUUACAUUCACAAUCAAAAAUAUCAUCAUGCCAGAAAACCCAGAGCUUAGGGAUGGCACUUACACCCAAAUGAAGAACAUCAUCAACAACGCUAUAAAUUAUCUUACAGAGGCACAGCUAGUUGAACCCAUUACCUACAAUUUCCUGAGUUCAGGGGAUCAAGUUAACGGCUACAUGGAAUAUAGUUUUGAACAAAUCCCCAGUCAGACUGCAAAUGACAAUAAGGUCCUAAAGCAACCGUCUACAGAAUCUCCAACCACGACUGAUGGAUCAACACUUAAUCCAACUACACGUCUGGAACAGACUUCUCCAGAAUCUCCAACCAUAAUCGAUGGAUCAGCUGUGGUCUACGUCAGGAUGGUGUUCAAAACUACACUUCUGUUCCCAGUUCUUUUGCAGAUAUAAAGAACUUGAAUAAUUCUGUAAACUUCUCUGAUUCUCUAACAGUGCUGAGCUCCAGCUAUAACAACAUUUCAAACACCUCCUUUGAAGUUAACAUUACAUUUGUCAUCAGUAACAUCAACAAUCCAGAGAACCCUGAGCUGAGGAACAAUGCCUAUGUCCAAGCAAAGACCAUCGUCAAUAACGCUGUAAACACACUUCUAACUGGAACUAAUGUAGUAACAUUUGCACCCAAUACCUCAAGCUUCAUGACCUCAGGAAGUCAAAUUAUUGGUUAUAUGGUAUAUAAUAUGAAUAACAUCCAGGAUAAAGGGACUGGAAACGAUACUGACACAUCUCCAACACCUUCUCCAACUACUCCUCAGGAGGAGACGUCUUCAGAAUCUGCAACUACAAUCGAUGGAUCAGUUUCGUUCUAUGUAGAGUUGGUGUUCAGCAACUCUAGCACUGUUCCUAGUGAGUGUUCGGUCCUCAGGGACAUUGAAGCUCUGCUGCAAUCUGCUCCCACAAACCCCACUGACUCAGUCACAGUGAUAUUUUACACCUAUGGAGAGAUUUCGAACACCUCCUUCACUGUAAAAAUUAUAUUCAGCAUCAAUAACAUCAGUAUGCCGAAGAACCCUGACCUCAGGAAUGACACCUACAUUCAUUUGGAGAGCAUCAUCAAUAAAACUGUAAACACACUUCUAAAUGAUUCUGGUGCACCUUCAGUGGAAUCUACUUCCUAC